Molecule: messenger RNA, 1653 nt
Organism: Cordyceps fumosorosea ARSEF 2679
Lineage: Eukaryota; Fungi; Ascomycota; Sordariomycetes; Hypocreales; Cordycipitaceae
Product: sporulation protein RMD1
Exons: 3
Coding region: 1-1653 (550 amino acids)
Source: RefSeq, a predicted model, not a curated record
AUGGACUCUUCAGCAGUAUCAAAUAGCGACGAGCGGGAACCGCUGCUUCCAACCGUCGAAACCCGCCCCAAGGCGUCGCGAAACGUCAAGUUCAGUGCCAACCCCGUCACGCGCACCAUUGAGCCCGAGACCCGGAUUGUCGCCUCAAAGCCAAGCAGCAUCGCCGUCGGCGUCCCGAGCGGCGCCACGGCCGGCUCGGGUGCGGCACCGCACCAUGGCACUGCCUCGGCAACCGGACCGCCAGUGCUCGCGGCGCUCAACAGCAAGCUACGACGACGCAACAGCCACACAGCAGUGCCGAUGCUGCUGGGCGGUGCGGCGGCGACCGGGCUCCCGCCGACACCGGGGGCCAAACUCGGGCCCCAGCGAAGCACCAAGAAGACGGAGAAGCUCAAACUAUUACCGAACCCGGAACGCGACGAGGAUGACGACGGUGCGGACGAGGAGAGCGGCCGCGAAGUCUACUCGCAGUACACGCGGAUCAAGGACCCCAACGCGCGGCGCGACGCCGCCCGCCUCGGCAAGUCGGACCGCGCCAAGCUGCCGCGUGUAACGGCCUAUUGUACCGCCAACCGCUACGACAUGGACGGCCUGAUGCGCUUCCUUAAGGGCCGCGGAAAGUCGCGCGGCGCCCACCCCAAGCUCAUUGACGAGUGCAUAUACACCCCCUACGCCUACGCAAAAGAGGCGCCCGCGCCGCCGCCACCAAAGUCCAGGCGCGACCCGGUCAUGUCCUACCAGCGCCGCCAUUCGACGGGAGGCACCGACGACACCUUGUUCGCCGCCUCCCUAGCGACCUCAGACAGGCACGACUCAGGCUACGGCGACGAGUUUACGCCUGCUGCGGAGUCGGAACACCACGACGGCGUGCCAACAGACCAGAUCCUGGAGGAGGACCUACUAGGCGCGAGCGUGAACAAUAUCAGCGGCAGAGACGCGGUGCCAGAUUUCGAUACGCAGGUCCACACGCCCGAGGUGUUUCUGUUCGACUACGGUGUCGUGGUAAUAUGGGGCAUGUCGGAGAACGAGGAGGCAAGGUUUCUCAAGUACAUUUCCAAGUUUGAGCUGGAGAAGCUCGCACCGGACGAUGUGGAAACGGAGCAGUUCAACUUUUACUAUACGAAAGAGUACCAGGCUCGCAUCUACAAUGACUUUAUCACGCUGCGCGACAAAAACAACUACAUGACCAAGCUGGCCAUUUCCCAUGCUCUGGCUCAGAGUGUAAAAACGUCAUUGUUCGAGGAGCUCAUAUCAUCCACGAUUGAGACGUGCAAGGAUAUCCCCACGCAAAUCGCUCUCACCGGCAAGAUUGCGCUGAGCCGCUCGCAGAUUAAUAUGCAGAUCGGCGAACUCUUCAUCCUGCGCAUCAACAUCCACCUCAACGGCUCCGUGCUCGACACGCCCGAGCUCUUCUGGGUCGAACCCCAGCUCGAGCCCGUCUACCAGGCCGUCCGCAGCUACCUCGAGAUGGACCAGCGCGUCGGCCUCUUGACGGAGCGCCUGGACGUCAUUGCGGACCUCCUCGCCGUGCUCAAGGACCAGCUGAGUCACGGCCAUGGCGAGAAACUGGAAUGGAUUGUAAUUGUCCUCAUCGCAAUGGAAAUUGUUGUCGCCGGCAUCAACAUCAUUGUCGACUUGUAUGCUGGCGAAUAG